Pelodiscus sinensis (Chinese soft-shelled turtle) is the source of this 5557-nucleotide messenger RNA. RefSeq lists its product as uncharacterized. Gene Ontology annotation, molecular function: RNA polymerase II transcription regulatory region sequence-specific DNA binding; DNA-binding transcription factor activity, RNA polymerase II-specific. Gene Ontology annotation, biological process: regulation of transcription by RNA polymerase II. Gene Ontology annotation, cellular component: nucleus. The record is from RefSeq and is a predicted model, not a curated record. Lineage: Eukaryota; Metazoa; Chordata; Testudines; Trionychidae.
UGCAGGUGCCCAUAGCUGUGCCACUGACUUGAAGAUACAAAUUGUCUCUGAAUCGAAAGUAGUUGUAGGUGAGGAUAAAGUCGCAGAGCUCUGUAACCAGGUGUGCAGUGGUGUCAUCAGGGAUGGUGUUCCUGAUAGCCUGUAAUCUUUCUUUGUGUAGAAUGUUGGUGUAAAGAGCUUCUAUGUCCAGGGUGGACAGGAUGGUAUUUUGAGGAAGAUUACUGAUGUUCUGUAGUUUCCUCAAGAAGACAGCGGUGUCUGGAAGAUAGCUAAGAGUGCUGGCAGCAUAGGGUCUGAGAGAGUCAAUAUAGCCAGAUAAUCCUAUUGUAAGUACAUUAAGAGGGGUUUGCAAGUGCUUUGAAUAACAAGGUAAAUAUGAGUCAACAGUGUAAAACUCCCAUAAAAAAGCCAACAUCAGUGUUGUAAACAAGACACAAAGACGUAAUUCUUAUGCACUGGGAGAGAAGCCUGAAUCAUGGUAACAAUCACUAGGUCUACAGGAAUUUGCUAGACCUGGUACUAGUGUUUUACAGUAGCUGUUUCUUACUUAUAGGUAUGUAACUGUUCCUUGAAGGGUUGUGCUACAUUCGGUAGCAAAGCCUUACAAUAGCAGUUUUUUAUUACGAUCCAGUGUGUCAGUAACUGCUACCAAUAGCACAUUCCUACAAGGAGCAGUUCUACAGAAAGAACUGUAGGGAAGUGCUCCCUGUAGGACUGUGCUACGUCCAGCAGCAAUGUCUUACAGGAGCAGUUCCUUAGGAGCGUAGGAAUCAGACAGUGCCAGGGGUAGCAGCUCUCUGCAUCCCAGCAAAACAGCCCCGCCGGGACAAGGGCAUCGCAGCCUGCAGUGGGGCUGGCAGGGAAAGGGGCAGCGAACUGGCCCGCGCAGGGCAGUUACAGCCCCGCGGCGGGAGGCGGGAGCUGCCCCGUGUGGGCAGCUGCAGCCAGACACUUCUCCCGCGAGCGGCGGCUCGGGAAUCCCUGGGUCUGCCUAGCUCCCCCUUCCCCCGCAGAGGGCAGCAGCGCCGCGCCUGGCCAGCUGGCUCCGGGACAGCCGCGCGGCGCUGCAGCCAGCUGCUGAUGGCGUUCGGGGCGCCGGGGGCUCCGGGCGGGCGCAGAGCCUGCUGAAGUCUGGUGAUGUCUCCUCUGCCUCUCCUGUGAGGAGAGAGAUUUUGAAGGAAUGGCAGAAGGAGCUGUAGCAAUGCCUGAUGGAGAAGAAUGUACAAGGUUGCCUUCACUGGGUAAAUGCUAUAAAAGUCCAAAACCAAAAUGGAUAUCUCCAAUAGAACAAAGGGAAUCAGAGCUGCGGGUUAUGGAUCUUCAGGAAUCAGUGAAUGGAGCUGUUUCUGAAAGCCCCUCCCCAGAUGGUGGGAUCCUGAGCAGAACUGAGAAGCAUCACAGAGAAGGUUGUGAGAACCUGAAGCUGCUGGGAAUGUUAUUGGGGAAAUCCAAGGAGAAAAUUUCCAAGAGACCGGACCAGGAAACUAUCUCCAAGAGGCAGCAUAAGCCACAAAAGCAGAAGGGAGAAACAGCCAGAGAUGAGGGAGGAACCACAAAGAAAUGUGAAAGGACUUUAAGGGAACUGCGCAAGCCUCUUGUGCCAGAGAGGCCAGAGAUGAGUGAGGGGCCAUGCAAAUGUCCAGUGUGUGAGGAAAGCUUUGAGGGGCAGAAAGACCUGAAUAGCCACAAGAGCAUCAUUCACACAGGAAAGAAAAUGUAUACCUGUAGGGCCUGUGAGAAGAGCUUUAGGCAAAAGCAGGAGCUCUCAGCACACAUGAGAGUCCAUGGAGAAGAGAAGCCCUUCCCCUGUGCCGAGUGUGAGAGGAGCUUCAGUCGGCUUUCCCAUCUCACUGUACACCAGAGAACCCACACGGGGGAAAGGCCCUUCUCCUGCCCUGAGUGCGGGAAACACUUCAGCCACCUCUCGAACCUUACUAGGCACCAGAGAACCCACACAGGGGAGAGGCCCUACAGCUGCCCUGAGUGUGAGAGGCACUUCAGUAACUUGAGCAGUCUCACCACCCACCUGAGGACCCACACAGGGGAGAGGCCCUUCACCUGCCCCCAGUGUGAGAAGAGCUUUGGGGACCAGUCUAAUCUCACCACCCACUUGAGGACCCACACCGGGGAGAGGCCCUACGUGUGUCCUGACUGCCAGAAGAGCUUCAGCGACCAAUCGACUUUCGCCAAGCACCAGAGAACCCACACGGGGGAAAGACCCUACCCCUGCCCCCACUGCCAGAAGAGCUUCAUCCACAGAUCCCACCUCACUACGCACCAGCGGACACACACAGGGGAGCGACCCUACAAAUGUCCUGGCUGUGAGAAGCGCUUCAGCCAGCUCUCCAAUGUCACUACCCACCUCAGGACACACUCGGGGGAGAAGCCCUACAUCUGUGCUGACUGCGGGAAGAGCUUUGGUGACCAGUCGAGUCUGAGGAAGCACCACCGGACCCACACGGGUGAGAGACCCUAUCCCUGUCCCCACUGCGGAAAACGGUUCAGCCAGCUCUCCAAUCUCAACACCCACUGCAGGACCCACACAGGCGAGAGGCCAUACAUCUGUCCACACUGUGGCAAGAGCUUCAGCGAGCAGUCGAAUCUGGCCAAGCACCUGAGAACUCACCCAGGAGAGAGGCCUGAUCCUUGGCCCCACAGCAAGCAGAGCCUUGUUCAUAUCUCACACCUCUCUGCACACCAGAGAAGCCACAUAGGGAAGGGAGUCUACAAAUGUACUGACUGUGACAAGACCUUCAGCGAACAGUUGGACCUGGUGGAGCACCUGAAAGCUCACCCGAGGGAGAUGCCCCAUAGCGACAAAAGCUUCAUCCAAAAAUCAUCUCUGGUGAAACUUCAGAGGAUUCAGCAGAGAUUAAAACCGUAGGAGGCUGGAAUGCACCUCGCUGUCUGCUGUGUGUGUGUGUGUAUAUAGUGAUGUGAAUGGAGGGGAGGGAAUCUGAGAAAUCCAUUCAGCCCGUCUUCUCCCAGAGCCAACGCUACCUUGCUGGUCCAAUGUAAGAGUUUCUGAAUAAUGUGGAGGGGCUUCACCAGUAGCUAUUCCAUUACCGUGCUGUCCUAGAAAAGUGUCAGGAGUCUGCACAUCCUGUCUCCAUCCUACCCACAAACCCAUUCUGUUUUCCUUCUUCAACUUCCUUGCAGUUGUUUCGUGUAACGGGUUGGCCUUCCAAGAGUCUUCCAUAUUGUGUUGAGAGGUUGUGCCGAGGUGAGUUUGGCAUUCCGGGAUGGGAGAGCCAUAAGCGAAAAUAUCAACAGAAGGUUUUAUUUCAAAUCUGAUUCUGCUCUGAAAAGUGUCUCUAUAAAAAUGGUAUUAUGAGGUCCCAUGCUCAUUGUCUUUCAGUGAUUUGAGAGCAAAUUUGCUCCAUUUACAAGUUGAAAAGUGGCUAUUCUGUUAGCCUUGCAGAGUCAGUGUGGUAUAUGUGAGCAAAUCUGAGUUCUGAUUUGUACAUCAUAAUUAUCAUUGGUAAUAAAAAUUCUGUGGUCCAGAUUGUGCACUCAGUUAUGCUUGCACAAUCAGAUCAUUUUGUUCAAAGGAGUAUCUGUGGUCAGAAUUUAGCUCUGCGGUCAGGUCUUGGUUUACAAUUACGUUGUUGCACAAACUAGAAGAGAAUCCAGCUAACUCUCCCAUAGAUUCAUUUUGCUGCCCUGCUGUACCAAGACAAGUAAAGAGCAGUACAAACUUACUUUAAUUAUGCAGGUCAGCAGCUAUGUUUCUGAACACAUGCAGGGAGCAGAUAUGUGGGGCAAAAAGGUGCCGUUUUUAUAUAGACACUUUUCAAAGUAGAAGCGCACUGUAGGCACAGUUCUACAUAACAUUGAAAUCAACAGCAAGACUUCUGUUGAACGCAAUAAACAUUAGAUUGGGCCCUCUAAAAGCUUUACUUAUGGAUCUUGAAAAGGCAGAUCCAGUUGGUCACAAAUGUUCCAGUGAGAGCAAACCCUGCUAACUAGAUAUUUUUUGAUGUUUUAUUUCUUGUAAUUCUUCCUUUCUGUGUUUGUACCAUUAGCUAAAUAUUGUAAAGUGAUAUUUCUUGAUCCUUCCAAAAGUCUGAAUUUGUGAAAUCACUUUAUCUGUGCUGUGGUGUAUAAUUUUCACCUUGGGUUAUGUUUUAGAAAAGGGGAUAACCACUGUGCCAUGGUUCGGGCCUGCCCCCAUUUUAUUUCUUUUAGCAGUGGAAAUAUAGGGAUAAGCAAAUACCAGUGGCACCACAGUUGAAACUCUCUAAACCAGGACUGUGCUCCAGCAACAUCCAUUGGCUGGCAAGGUUGUUGCAGGACCAGAGAGCCCCAGUGGAGGUCCAGCAGCAGGGAGCCCUGCUGGGCCAGCAGGGCAGGGGGCUGCCCACAGCAAGCUGCCAAUGGAGCCUCCCAGUGAGGCUGGGAUACCUGGUGCAUGGCUGCCUGGCGAGGCUGGGAGCAGCAGUGGCGGUAGCCCAGUGUGGUCGAGAGUUGCAAUGCACAGCUGCUCAUUGGGACCUAGCAGCAGGUGGGGAGGCCAGCAGGCCAGGCCAGGGCUGCAAGGUCUGAUGGCAGGGGAGCCAGAAAUGACCUCCCGUGGUCCAACAAAAUCCCUCAUCUGGGACUGGUCAGGUCCCAAGAGUACUAGACCAGGGAGAUCCAGCCUAUAUCUGCUUUGUGUGGUAGUCUCUUAUCACAUGAAUUCUGAGAGCAAUGAAGAAGUCAAGAGAGGAAAUUGGAGAAGAAAUUUGUGAAAUACAAGUUAUUGGGCAGGGUAAGUAUUAGGUUUGGAAACAAGAGAAAUGUAGGUAGUCAGAAUUUUGACUCAAAUACCAUAUUUAGCCUGGCAAGAUGCUCUCCAGGGGACAGGUCCAAAACCCAUUGAAAUUAAUGGAAAGACUCCCACUGAUUCUCGUUGACUUUGGAUUGGGCCUUGAUAGUACAAGAGAGACCAACACAGCAGACCUAUAUCAAUAUAACUGUGUUGAUUGGGGGCUUGAAAAAUCACAACCCAGAAGCGACCUAGUUAUACCUAGUUAAUCCCCCUGUUAGACAGAGGGUGCUAUGAUGAAGCCACUAACAUAGCUACAGCCUGUUGGGGAGAUGGAUUAACUACACCGAUAGGAGAAGUUCUCUCACCAGCAUAGGAACCUCUUCACUAAAGCACUACAGUGGCAGAGCUGCUCUGCCGUACAUGAAGACAUACGCUAAGUGUGUCUCAGAUUCAUUCCUCUCAUAAGAAGCUACUACUCCAGAGGAUAUUUCUCCAGUGGGAAUUAUGCCUAGCUAAAUUCAGAUUUGAGGUAUUCUGUAAUGAGAUUAGUUCUUAUUUUGUAUGACUGAUUAUUCCAAGGUCAUUAUAUAUCAUAGAAUGGGUUUUUAAAAGUGGUGUCUCUAUCAUUACACCAAGACACAAUUAUUCCUUUUUCAGGAAGCUUUUUAUUUCCCUGACCCACCACAUACAAAUAGAUAAUACUUAAUAUGAUCGGUAUAGGAUUGAUAUGGCUUGAUAAAUGUAUUCUGACUUAAUUUCACAGUAUGUCAGAUUAGAGAUGUAGGAUGUACUUUUAUGGCUUUUUUU